Molecule: messenger RNA, 2245 nt
Organism: Caenorhabditis angaria
Lineage: Eukaryota; Metazoa; Nematoda; Chromadorea; Rhabditida; Rhabditidae
Source: the annotation of a GenBank genome assembly
AUGUUUGAAAAUUGGCGACUAUUUCUAUUAUUGCUAUUAACUGCAAUCAGUUUUGUGAUUGUUUCACAAAAUCGCAAAAGAAUAAUAGGAGAAAACGAAUCUUUUUUGGGAAAUAUUAUUGAAAAUUGCGGAGAGCGAAAUUCGGAUGAUUACUUUUUGGCUGUUGAACCAAAUGAAAAUAUAAUGAAUGUAGCAUCAAAUCAAAGUUAUAAAGAGGAUUAUUAUGAUUCGUGAGUUUUGAGAAUUUGGGCUAAAAAAAGCCAACACUUAUAUUAUAAAAAAGUUUAAAUUUGUCAAAGAUUCAAUUUUCAGGAAAAAAUGUAAAAUUCAAGAUUGGAACAAAAAUGAAACUAAUACAAUUCCAAAUCGUGAUUAUUUUGAUUCACUAAUCAAAUCUAAUGUUCGGAAUCAAAACAUAUUGCUAAACAAAACUCCAAGUCCAUUUUCAGCCUAUGUUUAUUCUGAUCAUAUUGUUGUAACUCUAACAUCGGAAAGAAAUUUUAGGUGAGUUUUGAAAUUGUUUGGAUCAAAUAAAAAUAUUCGAGCUUUCAAAAAUAUUCAGUGAUGUUGUUUUUUGUCGAUAUUAUGAUUGUAAAAUGCGAGAACUAACUGGGAAAUAUUUCGAAUCUCGACACUUUCCACAAUCUACUGUUUUUUGUGGCCGUCGAAUAGGAGCUGAAUAUAUUUCGAUAACUGAAAAAUUGGAAGAUGAAGCUGAAUUUCCUAUUAGAAUUAUUAGAAGAGAUGAGAAAAGUGAGUUGGAAUCAGAGAUUUUUGAGAUUUUGUGGUUAAGGUGAUCCUAUUUAACCAUUCCAGCCUUUUCAAAAAUUUAGAUAAAAAAAGGAAAUGUUUUUUCUUUUUAUUUUCAAAUCAUAAAUCAUAAAAACAUUGUUUUUUCAAUUAUCUGAGGAGAAUCUAAGAAUGGUAAAAAUCCAAUUGUCCUUGAAAUGAGUUCAAAAAUAAUGGGGAGUUUCCGGAAAAAUAAAUUUUCUAUGAUCCGAUUAAGAUUUUGAAAAAAUAUAUAAAGAAUAACUAAAAAUGCAUUGUUUUUCAGAACCUGCCCAUUAUUUCACAGUUUGUUUAGCUCCAAUUUACGGAGAAGAACCCAAAUUUUUGCAAAUCGUUGAUUUCAUCGAAUAUUAUAAACUGCAAGGCGCAACAUUUUUCCACAUUUAUGUGACAAAUGUGUCAAAUUAUGAUCGAGUUUUACUUGAUGAUUAUGUUCGAACAGGCGAAGUUGAAAUUAUCCAAAUUCAUGAUCAUUAUUGGAGAGCUGAUUUUAUGUGGCAUAGAGUUCAGAUUAAUGUGAGUAAAACCUAUUUCAAAAAUUAAGAAGAACUUUUGGAGUAGUAAACAUCCGGAGAUUUUUUCAAAAAUCCUAACAUUGUUGUUUAAAAAAAUGUCGAAAAAAAAGAAUUUGUACAAAUUAUUUCUGAAAAAUUUACUGUUUUUCAUGAAUUUCAGAAGCCUUUGGCAUUGAAUCUGCGAAGUUAUAAUAACUUUGAGAAAAAAUAAAAUUAAUUUCAGGAUUGUCAUUUCCGCAAUAAAUAUUUUUCAAAAUGGACAGCAUUUUUGGACAUCGAUGAGAGAAUUGAAAUGAAAAAAUACCCCGAACUUCGAAUUGUGGAUCUUCUUGAGUUAGUUGAAAUAUGUAAUGGCGUGAUUGGCGUGAAAAAAGAUUUUAUAAUAAAAAAUCCUUGCAUAAAUUUUAGGCCAAUUUUUAAAAAUGAUAUUUUUCAGUGAAACCACUCCAAAUGUGUCAACCCUUCGUUUUUCGGUCGAUUGGGUUGUAAAAGAUCAACUUUCUCCCAAAAAAUAUCAAAACGAUGAACAAUUGAAAGAAAAUAUGAUAUUCCGGAAAUUCACAAAUACCUCAACAAAAACCGACACUUUUAAACAACCAAAAUGUAUAAUUCGACCCGAAAGAAUAACAAUAAUGGGAAUUCAUUAUCCUCUAGCAGUUUAUGACAAUUCAAAAGUAUCAAUUGUUAAUUAUCGAAUUGCGGCUAUUCGACAUUAUCGAAAUGUAUUUCAUAAAUUAUUUCCGCGACAAGUUGAAAGAAUGAUGGAAUAUGGUCCAUGGAAGAAUACUACUGUAGCACCGUGGAUUGCGGGAAAUUUGACAACAAAUAUUUUGAGACGGGUUAAAUAUUUGUAUGAUAUUGAAAUACCUUCGGAUGUUAUCAAACAGGAAAAUUAUGCCAAAGAAGAAAGUCAAAUGGAUUUAGAGAAAAUUGAAGUUUAA